This is a messenger RNA of Fragaria vesca subsp. vesca, 1724 nucleotides long. RefSeq names its product cytochrome P450 734A1-like. Gene Ontology annotation, molecular function: oxidoreductase activity, acting on paired donors, with incorporation or reduction of molecular oxygen; monooxygenase activity; heme binding. The transcript has 5 exons. The record is from RefSeq and is a predicted model, not a curated record. NCBI's taxonomy places the organism in Eukaryota, Viridiplantae, Streptophyta, Magnoliopsida, Rosales, Rosaceae. The coding region runs from base 58 to 1599 and encodes 513 amino acids.
GGGAUCGAUAGUGGUAGUUCAUUACUUCCAGCAGCAAAUCAGAGAGAAAGAGAGACGAUGAGGUCCUUAGGAGGCCUAGUGGUCAUUAUUUCAGUUCUUUUCUGCUUUGUAGCUCUGCUUUUCAAGACUUUGCACAAAAUAUGGUGGACUCCGAAUCGCAUACAGAAGUUGAUGGCUUCACAGGGAAUCAGAGGCCCUCCUUACAGACUUAUCCAUGGAAACACGAAAGAAAUCUCCAACAUGCACAAGGAAGCUAGGAGCAGACCUUUAGGUUUAUCACACAACAUAUUUGCUUAUGUUGAGCCUCAUGUUGACUCAUGGAGCAAGAUAUAUGGGAAGAAUUAUCUCCAAUGGCAUGGUUCCGGAGCUCAGUUGGUCAUUCGAGAACCUGAGCUAUGCAAACAGAUACUGAACAACAAAGAUGGAGCUUAUCCGAAAAAACCACCUGAAGACUUUGCAAAGAAGCUAUUAGGAUAUGGCCUUGUAACAGCUGAAGCAGAAAAGUGGGUGAAACUGCGAAAAAUUUCCAACCAUGCUUUCCAUGGAGAGAGCUUAAAAACCAUGAUUCCAGAUAUGAUAGCUGGUACCGAGAUAAUGCUCGAAAGGUGGAGAAAUUAUGAAGGAAAAGAGAUUGAGGUAUUUGAAGAAUUUAGGUUAUUCACUUCAGAUGUGAUUUCCAGGACAGCAUUUGGGAGCAGCUACUUAGAGGGACAACACAUUUUUGAAAUGUUAAUGAAGCUGACCUUGUUAUUAUUCAAAAAUUCUCUCAAAAUCAAAGUUCCAGGUAUCAGCAAGUUUUUUGACACCAGUGAUGAAAUCGAAUCAGAGAAACUCGAAAAAGAAAUACGUGACUCCAUAAUAGAGCUUGUUAAGAAAAGAGAGCAUAAGGCAACUAGUGGAGAAGAAAAUAGCUUUGGGAGUGAUUUUCUCGGAUCACUUUUGAAGGCUCAUCAUGAUGCUAAUCAGAACCAAAGGAUUUCGGUGGAUGAUUUAGUUGACGAUUGCAAGACUUUUUACUUUGCUGGACAAGAAACCACUAAUACAUUGAUUGCUUGGACUGUCUUUCUCCUAGCUCAUCAUACUGAUUGGCAAGAGGAAGCAAGAAAGGAGGUCCUUCAAUUAUUUGGAAAAGAGAAUCCUCAUCCGGAUGGCAUUUCCAAACUUAAAACUAUGAGUAUGAUCCUCAAUGAGUCUCUCAGGUUAUAUCCUCCUAUUGUUGGUAUUCCACGGAACACCGGAAGGGAAGUCAGACUAGGAAAGCUCAUUGUUCCUGCUAAUGUUGAUCUGCUUGUCUCGGUUCUAGCACCUCACCAUGAACCUCAAUUUUGGGGACCAGAUGUGCAUAUUUUCAAGCCUGAGAGAUUCUCAGGAGGGGUUGUUAAAGCCACUAACAAUAAUGGAGGUGCUUUUGUGCCGUUUGGAAUAGGACCUCGAACUUGUGUGGGCAUGAACUUUGCAACCAUUGAAGCUAAGAUUGCUCUGUCGAUGAUCCUACAACGCUACUCCUUCACUCUUUCACCGGCUUAUAUCCACUCCCCCACUCACAAAAUCACACUUCGGCCACAAUAUGGACUUCAAGUAUUACUACAACCAUUGUGAAUAAUGAAGUUAUAUAAGAACUUUCUUUUCAAGAAUUCCAGCAAAAUAAAGAAAUAAGAACAAUAAAUAAGAAGCAUGACACAGAAUCUAAUGAGAAUUUGAGACGCAUGAAUUUGUUCUUCGUA